Molecule: messenger RNA, 210 nt
Organism: Phytophthora nicotianae INRA-310
Lineage: Eukaryota; Oomycota; Peronosporomycetes; Peronosporales; Peronosporaceae
Exons: 2
Coding region: 1-210 (69 amino acids)
Source: RefSeq, a predicted model, not a curated record
AUGCUAAAAUUGGGCGCAGCCCGCGGACAAGAUGCCUCGAACUCCAGAAAGCGCGACGUAACUCCGCAGAAACGGGUGGUCAUUGGUCUGUACCUCGCCGGACUCAGCGAGAACAGCCGGCUCCCUCGCGGCAGCAAGAAGCUCGCCAUGCAGACCUUCAAGACCAGCCGGGGCUCCGUCGACAGCAUCUGGAGGCUGCGACGGAAGUAA